This is a messenger RNA of Haemonchus placei, 459 nucleotides long. The record is from the annotation of a GenBank genome assembly. Lineage: Eukaryota; Metazoa; Nematoda; Chromadorea; Rhabditida; Trichostrongylidae.
AUGGAGACGGAAGUCAACGCGCUAGACGAAAGACAGUUCACGGUAAAUGAGGUUGUUAAAGAGUUGAAGGAUGAAGAGUCAUAUGUCCGCGAAAUGUAUGAUUACGCAAUAGCAAGCAAAGCCGCCAUGUCGACAUUCGAAGGAAAGCAACUUUUGGAUAAACUAACAAAACUACAUCGCGAAUAUCUAGACAAAAUUCUAGAAAGGAAACGCGCACGGUCGGAAGUGAAGAAAAGCGCAGAGUCAAUGUCCGAAAUCGGCAAAAGAGCUCAGAGUCCUGCCUCAAAAUCACUAGGACUCUACUCCUCUCAGUCGUCUUCAUCGCCAACAAAAUGGUCAAAGCACUGCCGACAUGGAUACUACCUCCACGAGUCGAUCAGCCUCAGGAACCUACAUGUGAUCUUCAUUGUUGAUUUCGCUUACUGUGUUUUAUGUUUUGUUAGCCAACAAUUGUUGUGA